AUGCCAGCCCAGGUCGAUUAUUCGCUGUACCUCGUGACCGAUUCGACAGAAGCCAUCUUGGGCUCAAGAGACCUGGUCGAAGUUGUCGAGCAAGCCUUGCUGGGAGGUGUAACUAUUGUUCAGUAUAGGGACAAGACCAGCGACACAGGUGUACUCAUCUCAACAGCCAAAAAGCUCCACGAGAAAUGCAAGCAACAUAAGAUCCCCCUCCUCAUCAAUGACAGAGUUGAUGUUGCACUCGCCGUGGGCUGCGAAGGCGUUCACCUCGGCCAAGAUGACAUGAACAUUGUCGAAGCGCGUCGCAUCUUAGGAGACGAUAAGAUCAUUGGCGCCACAGUCUCGUCGAUUGAGGAAGCCAGGAUAGCUGUGGAAAGAGGCGCAGACUAUCUGGGAAUCGGAACUCUCUAUGCUACCCAAACCAAGAAGAACACCAAGGAUAUCAUCGGCGUAAACGGUAUCAGGAAGAUCUUGAGCUACCUCGACGAAGCAAAUGAAAAGAGCAAGAACGUCAAGACUGUAUGCAUCGGCGGUAUCAACGCAUCCAACAUCCAGCGCAUCAUCCACCAACUCUACGCUCCCCGUUCCCCAUCUACAAAGCCCAAGACAAUCGAUGGCGCUGCCAUCGUUUCCGCCAUCGUUGGUGCUAGAGACCCCAAGGAAGCAUCUUCUCGUCUGCAACAGCUUAUCAAAUCUUCUCCUCCCUAUUUCAAGUCGUCAGAACCCGUAUUCUGGCUCGAGAAAAACGAAGACGAAAUAAGGGCUCUCGCAUCAACAGCUGACAAGGCUACAUCUGCAGUCCAUACCAAAUCCCCCCUCAGCCACAACAUGACCAACCUCGUCGUUCAGAACUUCGCCGCAAAUGUUGCCCUUGCCAUCGGUGCUUCGCCCAUUAUGGCCAACUACGGCGAAGAAGCAUGCGACUUAUCUCGUCUCGGCGGUGCGCUGGUCGUAAACAUGGGCACCGUCACGCCUGAAGGCCUUCUGAACUACAAAAAAGCAAUCGCCGCGUACAAUGCCGCUGGUGGACCGAUUGUGCUCGAUCCUGUAGGCGCUGGCGCGACCAGUGUGCGGCGCGAUGCGCUAGGCCAGUUGCUAGGCGUGGGCUAUUUUGAUCUGAUCAAGGGCAACGAGAGAGAAAUCAUGGCUGUUGCGCGCGCGAGUGGAUUUACCCUCGAUGAUAUCAGCCAGCAACGUGGGGUCGACAGCGGGGACUCCCUGUUCACUCUCCAACAGAGAGCGUAUCUUGCGUCGAGAAUUGCGCUGAGAGAGCGUAACAUCGUGCUUAUGACGGGCGCAACGGAUGUCAUCAGCGACGGCGUUCGUACGUACGCUAUCAGCAACGGUCAUGCGUACUUGGGAAAGAUUACCGGGAGUGGGUGUACGCUUGGUACUACGCUGAGCGCCUACCUGGCCGCGUGGCCGCAGGAUAAAUUGCAUGCUGCUGUUGCUGGAAUUCUGCAUUAUGAGAUUGCGGCUGAAUAUGCGGCGAGGAGAGAGGACGUCAAGGGGCCCGGGACAUUUGUGCCUGCAUUCAUUGAUGAGCUUUUUGCGAGAGGUGGAGUGGUUAGUGGGGGCCAAGAGAGCUGGGGCAAAGACAUGAAAGUGGAAUGCUUGAAAGAUGUCCCUGAUGCUGGCUUGCUGAAGGACGUGUAG
Molecule: messenger RNA, 1653 nt
Organism: Ascochyta rabiei
Lineage: Eukaryota; Fungi; Ascomycota; Dothideomycetes; Pleosporales; Didymellaceae
Exons: 2
Coding region: 1-1653 (550 amino acids)
Biological process (GO): thiamine biosynthetic process
Cellular component (GO): cytoplasm
Molecular function (GO): thiamine-phosphate diphosphorylase activity; ATP binding; hydroxyethylthiazole kinase activity
Source: RefSeq, a predicted model, not a curated record